Canariomyces notabilis is the source of this 858-nucleotide messenger RNA. Its product is annotated as putative methyltransferase. Gene Ontology annotation, molecular function: tRNA (guanine(46)-N7)-methyltransferase activity. Gene Ontology annotation, cellular component: tRNA methyltransferase complex. Gene Ontology annotation, biological process: tRNA methylation; RNA (guanine-N7)-methylation. The record is from RefSeq and is a predicted model, not a curated record. Bases 1 to 858 code for a protein of 285 amino acids. NCBI's taxonomy places the organism in Eukaryota, Fungi, Ascomycota, Sordariomycetes, Sordariales, Chaetomiaceae. The transcript has 2 exons.
AUGGGGGGCGCUAAGAACAAGAGGCAAAAGCGAGAAGACUACCGUGCGGCCAUGAGGGAGGAGGGCGUCACGGAGCUCCCUCGAAAGAAGUUUUACCGGCAAAGGGCUCAUGCCAACCCGUUCUCCGAUCACCAACUCGUAUACCCCCCAAGCCCUGAUCAGAUGGACUGGUCAUCAUUAUAUCCAGACUAUGUGGUUGAAGAGGCCAAAGACAACGAAAUGGCAGGGCUAGAUGCCACGCCAGAGCGUGCUCCCAUGACAACAAAGCCCAAGAGGCUAUCAAAGGAAGUCGAAGUAGCCGACAUUGGCUGCGGUUUUGGCGGCCUGCUGGUCGGCCUCGCGCCCACGAUGCCCGACACUCUGAUCCUCGGCCUCGAGAUUCGCGUCUCCGUCACCGAGUUCGUGGAGGACCGGAUCAAGGCUCUGCGGGCAAAGCACCACGAAGCCAAGCUCUACCGUAACGUCGGGGUCCUGCGCGCCAAUACGAUGAAGUUCCUGCCCAACUUCUUCCGAAAGGGCCAGCUCACAAAGAUUUUCAUCUGCUUCCCGGACCCCCACUUCAAAGCGCGCAAGCACAAACAGCGCAUUGUCUCGACGACGCUCAAUUCAGAGUACGCCUAUGUCAUGCGGCCGGGCGGGAUUGUGUAUACCAUUACCGAUGUGCCGGACCUGCACGAGUGGAUGGUGCAGCACUUUGAGGCGCAUCCCUCGUUUGAGCGGAUAUCUGAAGGGGAGCAGGAGGCAGAUCCGUGCGUGGAAAUUAUGAGGACAGAGACGGAGGAGAGCAAGAAGGUGGAAAGGCAUAAGGGGCAAAAGCUUGUCGCCCUGUUCAGGAGGUUGGAGGAUCCCGCUUGGUGA